AUGGCGGCAAACGCAAGCUGGCAGCGCAUCUGCCGCGCAGCGCCCCGUACUUCCUGCACGGGCGGCACACCGAACAAUCUCCCCCCGCUGACCUUCCACUCUGUCCACGGCGAGAAUGUUCGUAUCUCGCGAGAUGGGAGCACCGCUCGGAGGGUCGAGAGCUUUUGCAAGGGGGUCGCGUUUAGCGCGAGGCCGGUCCGCGUCAAUGAAAAGAUUUGCAUCCGCUUCGUCGAGGUAUCAGACAGUUGGAGUGGCGUCAUCAGGUUCGGCUUCACCUCGCACAACCCCGAGACCCUGCCACAUCCGUUGCCCAAAUACGCUUGUCCAGAUCUCACCAACAAGCCAGGCAGUUGGGCCAAAGCCCUCGGCGAACGCUUCUACGACAAGGACAAUCUUCUACACUACUACGUCAAUUCCAAUGGAGAUGUACACUUUGGCAUUAACGGGGAGGACAAAGGCUGCUUCUUUUCGAACGUGGACGUCAGAAGCCCCCUCUGGGCCCUAGUGGACGUGUACGGGAACUGCACAGCCGUGCAAUUCGUGGACCCGAGAAUGCUGCAUCAGAACCGGCAGCCGUCGCCGAUAGUUGAAGAUAGACUUAUUGGAGGCAUGCGGUCACUAUCAGUGGACGAACCACUCCCCGCUCCGAGAUACAAGAACCCGCUAGUACCCCUAAACUUGCAUAGGAUGACCGGCAGGAAUGUCCAAUUCGUGAACGAGAGGGGCGUCGCCGCCAGGAUUGAAGCGGAGUUCUGCCAAGGAUACGUGUUCACGGCGCGCCCCAUGCGCCCGGGACAGACGAUAGUCGUCCAGAUCUUAGCUACGGAGCCGGCGUACUCGGGUAGUUUAGCCAUCGGUCUAACCUCGUGCGACCCAGCUACACUAAGACCCUGCGAUUUACCAGACGACGCGGAACAGUUAUUGGACCGACCGGAAUACUGGGUAGUGAGACGGGACGCCGCCAACGGCUUGAGAAGGGGGGACGAGCUGGCCGUCACGCUGACAUUGGAUGGGGAGGUGCGCGUUAGUAGGAACGGUUCCACCCCCAUGACCGUUAUGCACGUUGACCACACGCUGAGGUUGUGGGCCUUCGUUGAUAUCUAUGGGGCGACACAGAAAGUGAGAAUGCUGACGUCACAGGCGGUGCAAGCGCAGACGCCGCCGCAGCAGCUGCGCGUCAUAACGGGAUCCGCGGCGCCGAUAGCUGCAGGCAACGGAGGGACGGUGCUGGUCGUCAGUCUUCCGCCGCAGAACGGUGCGCAGAAUGCAGCGAACCAUCAGCAGGGGCUUACGUUGGCCAGCGCACAUUAUAUUGAGCCAAUCCAAUCGUCUUCACAAGUAUGUCUUACAAGUUUACCGAUGGCGUCUCAGUCUCAAACGUGCGCCCCCGUCCCCUACCAACGGGAACGUCCCCGGGACGUCUGCUCUACCAGCCAGAACAAUUCCAAUGAGCAGGUACUCAUUCCGAACGGCCACGCCGAGAUGAGGAUCGACAGGUUCCCCAACGGCCCCUCUACCAGCCGGCCUUCCACGUCGCACCAACCCAUCUAUUCUGUCAUCGGGGAAGGCUUAACGGGUACAGAAUGCACCAUCUGCUACGAGAACCCAAUAGAUAGUGUGUUAUAUAUGUGCGGACACAUGUGCAUGUGCUACAGAUGCGCAGUGCAGCAGUGGAGGGGCAAGGGGGGCGGCCAGUGCCCCCUCUGCAGGGCGCAAAUCAAGGACGUCAUACGCACUUACAAGUCGUGA
Leptosia nina is the source of this 1749-nucleotide messenger RNA. Lineage: Eukaryota; Metazoa; Arthropoda; Insecta; Lepidoptera; Pieridae. The record is from the annotation of a GenBank genome assembly.